Schistosoma mattheei is the source of this 2772-nucleotide messenger RNA. The record is from the annotation of a GenBank genome assembly. Lineage: Eukaryota; Metazoa; Platyhelminthes; Trematoda; Strigeidida; Schistosomatidae.
AUGAUGUGUUCUGCUAAAGUUGCCGACGUUAUUCCAGCUGUUGUCGCCUGGAGUCUUAUAGUAGGUAUCACGGCGGUAUACCUCACCUUCAUUUGUUUCCAGUUCGCUGCAACUUACUCCUGGUCUAUAUUUGUUCUUCAUGCUAUCCUAGUUUUUUAUGUGUUAUGCUGUCUAACGCGAACAACUUUCAUGGACCCUGGUUAUUUUCCUUUCGCAACGGAAGGGGAGGCUGAAUAUGAAGAAACCAAGUCUGCUCCUGUUCAUCGUGAAUAUAAUAUUAAUGGAGUAUUGGCCAAAGUCAAGUGGUGCAGUACAUGUUUGUUCUACCGUCCCCCAAGGUGUUCACAUUGCUCUAUUUGUAACCGGUGUGUGGAUACUUUUGAUCAUCAUUGUCCUUGGGUCAAUAACUGUAUUGGAAAAAGAAACGCGCGUUACUUCUUCAUGUUCUUAAUUUCGCUUACACUUCAUAUGAUUGCCGUGUUUAGUGUAACCCUAGCAUCAUUAUUACUUAACGAUCAGCCGAUCGUAUUCUAUACAAAUAUUAUACGAAUUAUUACACUUUCUCUAGUUGGUGUUAGUUUUAUUCCGGUUUUUGGACUAACUUCAUUCCAUGUAUAUCUAAUAUCCCGAGGAAUGACAACCAAUGAACAAGUUACAGAUAAAUUUCGUGGACUGUUAAAUCCAUUUACAUUGGGUUGUUUGUUAAACUGGCGGAGAUUUUGUUGUGAACCUCAAUUUCCUCGUCGUUAUUUGGAAGUAGUUCCAACCAAAUCCCGUCGUAUUAAAUAUUUUAAAUUGAGAAAAAGUAGAUUUAGCAAAUUCAAUCAUUUCAUGAUUAGUAGCGGUGGCGCUGAUCCCGGGUGUACUGAUGAUGCCGUUAUCAAUACAUACACAGAAUCAAAUCAUAAACUACUCAUGGAUCAUAUACAUAGUACAACUACCAGUGAUAAUAAUAAUCAUAAUUAUAGUACUGAGAAAGACACUAUGCUUGACAAUACUGAUACUAAAAUGCCUAAUAUCAACAGUAAUACAUUCUAUGACAAAAAAUCACUUGGUGGUGGAAAAUAUUUAUACACUUUAAAAGUUCCACAAAACCAUUCACAUCAUCAUCCACGUCAACAACUAACUAAUCAGAAUCAAGGUAGUACUCGAUCAACAAAUCAAUUGAUACCACGUGGACCAUUAGUUUGUGAUAAUGAAGAACCAUUAUCUUCGAUUAUUAAUAAUUUAACAUCAAAUCGUAAUAAUGUAAUGACAACAGCGAUAACAACAGCAACAACACCGACUGGAAACCAUAAAUUGGAAGGUAAUAAUGAUACUUGCUCAAUUAAUGAACAAAAUCUACCAUGUACUAAUGCUAGGCCAUCCGCUGAUUCACUCGGUACUUUAGACAGUGCAUAUCAACCACAUCAUCAAAAUUCAUGUAAUAACAGCGGCAAAGUAUUGGUAGACACUGCCAGUAUUAGUCUUUCAGGUUGGAGUGAAGAUGCAGUUUCGCUGAAAACAUUAGAUCGUCUUAUCGGUAUUACACGUCAUCACCAUCCAACGAUUGGAGGAAAUGACAGUGCAAUAGCCACAAGUAUUGGUGGGGGUGGGGGUGGUGGAGGUAGUAGUGGUCCAACUUAUUUAACUGUUGAACGUAUUCAAGAAAAUGGGGAAUCACUGAUAGAUUCUUCAACUUCCGUUCUAGAUCGAAAUAUUUCAACUGAUCAAGAUUCAACACACCUUUUUAAUUUUAACGGUUCACAUAUAAAUGGUUAUACGGGUAUAUUACCUACUUCUACGGCUGAUUCAAUCAGUCAACAUUUUACACAUACACUACCUCUUUAUCAACAAAAUAUUGUACGUUCACUUGGUGAGAAUGACUCUUACUGUAAUUUCUAUGAUGGAAGUGUGACAGGUGUUUUUGGGAAUGAAACCAGUGGAACUGUUGGAGUCAAUGUUAUACCAUCAUCUAUUAACUCUUUAUCGAAUACGUUCAAUCAUGUAGAUAAUUCUUUAUCAGUUAAUGAUAAUUAUCAUGUUAAUUACUCAAACACGAACGAUAAUAAUUCUUUAUUCAAUUCUAAUCCAUUAUCGAUUAAUAGUAGUACUAAUCAUCCAAUCACCAGUAGAAAUCGAACACAAUAUUCUACCACUACUACUACUACUACUAAUAAUAAUAAUAAUAAUAAUAAUAAUAAUAAUGGUGGAUCUAUGUUUAUGGUAAAUGAACCACAUAUUUCCGCUUCUAAUAAUUUAGAAUUAUUGAAUCCUUCACGUUCAACAAUUAAUGCUACUACUACUACUACUAAUAAUAAUAAUAAUACUCAACAUGGUCCCAUUGAAUUACCUUACAUUCCGUCACUAUAUCAUACAAGAGAUAAUAGGAAUAUCAUUAAUAAUAAUAAUAAUAAUAAUAAUAAUAAUAAUAAUAAUAAUAGUACACAUCCACCGGGAAAUUAUGCACAAGCAACAUUUGUUAAUCAAGUUUUUCAUGGACAAUCAUCUGAUCAAUCAUCGCCUAAUACAAGUCGAUUCAGUUUUAUUUUUUCACCAUUAGACGUUAAUGCACCUCAUGCAUCACAAGAGACUCUAAGUACAGCUACAUCACAAACAUCUAUUCCUCUACUUGCUUCACCAUCUAGUCCAAGAGGUUUUCCAUCAUCGUCUCAAUCUCACAACAACAUGGGUCCGGUAAAUGAUUCAUCAGCACCGAUCGAUUAUGAAACUGAUGACUAUUGUGUCAGUCGAACUGGUACUAUGCUACCAUCAAAUCGUAUGUCAAAUUAA